CGCGCAAAAAACACCAGACCACGUACACGGACGCGGCCAAGACCCACCACCAACUCCCUCCUCCUCCUGUCGCCUCCGCCUCCGCCUCCGCCUCGUCUCCCUCCUCCCCGACGUCCACCCCACGUGGAGCGACAGCCCGUCGCCGGCGUCCAUGGCGGCGGCGGAGGUGUACGCGCCGACCGCGGCGGCGGCGGCGGCGGCGCAGCAGCAGCAGCGGGGGAAGGCGGCGUCGCAGGCGUGGCGGGCGGUGGUUGGGUGGAUCGGCUUCCUCAUCCAGGUCCUGCUUCAGAUCCUCCGCGGCACGCCCUCCUGCGCACAGCUCCUGUCCUUCGUCGGCUUCCGCUACCCCCUCCUCUCCGCGCCGGCGGCCUCCGAGCCGUCGCCGGAGGUUGCCUUCAUGCCGCUCCGGUCCGAGAUCCCAGCUGACACAGCCCCUGCCCCGGCGCCUCCACCUGAGCCCCUGGGCCGCCUCACGGUAGUACUUGACUUGGAUGAGACUUUAGUUUCUGCAUAUGAAUCAUCUAGUCUUCCUGCUAUUGUACGCACUCAAGCUGUUGAAGCAGGAUUGCAUUGCUUUGACAUGGAGUGCAUAUCGUCUGAUAAGGAUGUUGAGGGAAAACAGAAGGUGAAUCAUGUGACUGUUUUCGAGCGUCCUGGUUUGCAUGAGUUCUUGCAGAAAACAAGCGAAUUUGCAGAUCUUAUCCUCUUUACAGCAGGUUUAGAAGGUUAUGCUAGACCAUUAGUUGACAGAAUAGAUGUUCACAAUAGAUUCAGACUCCGUCUCUAUCGCCCAUCGACUGUUACCACGGAAUAUAGAGAACAUGUGAAAGAUCUUUCUUGCCUAUCAAAAGAUUUCUGCAGAAUUGUCAUUGUUGACAACAAUCCAUUCAGUUUCAUUUUGCAGCCUUUGAAUGGAAUACCUUGUGUUCCAUUUUCAGCUGGACAACAUUCUGAUGAUCAGCUCAUGGCAGUUAUACUUCCACUUCUGAAGCAUCUUUCGCUCCAGAAAGAUGUCAGACCUGUAUUGCACGAAAGGUUUCAUAUGCCAGAAUGGUUCCAAAAGCAUGGGAUCCCCCAAACUAAUCAGGCAGUAUUCUCCGGACAUGAGAAGUAUUGGAACUUCGGGUAGUAACUGAUGUUCUAGACAUCAACGGGAUUGGGAUAUGGAGCUCAUCUGGUUUUCUGAACAUCAAGGCCGUUAGAGCUUCUUAUCUGGCUAAUAACUUGGGAUGCCUUAUCUAACUUGUAUGCUCUCUCGUAAACGCCGGCAGCCACAAGAUGAAGUUCCCUCUUGUCAAUGCUUUGGGUCAUGGCUUAGCUUCCCAGCCAGCGCUUCCAGCGCCUAGAAGUCCUGAGCACCAAAGAGGCUGAUCAUCUGGAGUGGGCGAGUGGCGCCGCGCGGCAGGGAGGAAAUGGAUAGGAGAUUUUUGCUGUUGGUGGGGAAGUAUUGUCAGGGAAGGCAACUCGUCCGGUGAGAGCAUGGCGGGGAUCGGACGGCCGACGGUUGCGCGAGCUGGAUGUUUUUGCUUGGUUACACUACUGGUUAGUACUGUAUUUGCGUUCAGGACGCAGGAAUUCAACAAUACACAAGCAAUGUUCAAUUGCUACAUGAAAAAUCCAGUUUGAAGAAAAUUCAUGGACGAUCAGCAAUGAUAAGUUCAGUCACAGUACAUGCA
Messenger RNA from Phragmites australis (common reed), 1676 nucleotides. RefSeq lists its product as uncharacterized. The transcript is spliced from 7 exons. Lineage: Eukaryota; Viridiplantae; Streptophyta; Magnoliopsida; Poales; Poaceae. The record is from RefSeq and is a predicted model, not a curated record. Bases 152 to 1129 code for a protein of 325 amino acids. Gene Ontology annotation, molecular function: phosphoprotein phosphatase activity.